Messenger RNA from Telopea speciosissima, 1926 nucleotides. Its product is annotated as anthranilate phosphoribosyltransferase. Bases 34 to 1821 code for a protein of 595 amino acids. Gene Ontology annotation, cellular component: cytosol. The record is from RefSeq and is a predicted model, not a curated record. Gene Ontology annotation, molecular function: GMP synthase activity. NCBI's taxonomy places the organism in Eukaryota, Viridiplantae, Streptophyta, Magnoliopsida, Proteales, Proteaceae. Gene Ontology annotation, biological process: GMP biosynthetic process. The transcript has 11 exons.
UAGCCUUGUCUUCAAUUUUCAGUCGUAGAAGCCAUGAGAGCUCUAUUGAAUCCAUAUCCAAAGCCUAGUUGCUCUUCCUCUUCCAUCCUUUCUAAUCACUGCAAUCGAACUCGGAAUUUCACAAAUCCGCCAAACCAAAUCUCUCUGCAAUUCUUCGCGAACGAUCGCGACUGUUCCAUUUGGUCAAGGAAGACAACCUCUGUAAAUUUCGCGUUGGAUUCUACAACUCUUGAUCAAUUAGGACUUUCGGAAUUUGAUUCUGAUAUCCGAAAUCCAGCGUUCUCUUCCUCGUAUCGCAAUUCGAAGAUCCCCAAACCGAAUCAGACUCUGCUUGAUGCUCAAGCUAGGGUCUGUACGGGACCGACGCAGACGAGGCCGCUUGGCGAAGAGCAAGCUCACAAGGUCUUGGAUACUAUUCUCAAAUCAGCAACUGGAGAGCUCAAGGAUGAAGAAGAAGUUUCUAAAGCACAACUUGGAGCUUUUUUUGCUGCAAUGACAAUACGAGCAAAUUCCUUUCCGGAAGCUACCCAAUGGAGUGAAGGAGAAAGACGUGCAAUGAACAAAUUCUGGCCACUUCUGCAUCGGACUCUUCCAGCUGAUGUCAUUUUUAUUGCUGAUCCUGAAGGGUCAAUAAUGGGUAGUUCAAUUGGACCACAAUAUGUGGGUAAUAACACUACUGAAAUGAGGAUGACUGGUGCUUUGAGGGAAAUUUUGGCAGGGGGUCAUCUUGGAUAUGAAGAGGUCCAUGGUGUUCUUAGAGAUGUUCUUCCAUUAAGAUCAGAAGAUCUGGAGUCUGAACAAGUGAGCGAGUCAUUAUUUUCAGCAUUUCUGAUUGGCCAGCGCAUGAACAGAGAAACAAAUCGUGAACUUAAAGCAUACUGUCUUGCAUUUGAUGAUGAGCUCGGUCCUCCUCCAGUUGCUGAUGUCAGAUCUUUGACUCACUAUGGUGAACCUUAUGAUGGAAACACACGUUACUUCAGGAGCACAUUGUUUGUAGCUGCAGUAAGAGCCUCUUAUGGGGAAUCUUGCCUGCUCCAUGGUGUAGAUUGGAUGCCACCUAAGGGUGGCAUAACUGAAGAGCAAAUGCUAAAGUUCAUGGGAGCAGAUACACACUUAUCCCCGUUGGAGGCCAAAAAACUUCUUGAGGAUGAGGACAUUGGUUUUGCAUACAUAAGUCAACGUGAAGCUCAGCCAUCUCUAUUUUCAUUAAUAGGGCUGAGGGAGCACAUAAAAAAGCGCCCAUCUCUAGCAACAUCUGAGAAGGUCCAGCAGUUUGUCAGGGCUCGUGGGAGAGAAGCUAUUGUCACUGGAUUCUAUCAUGAAGGUUACGAAGAUAUGUUGCUAAUGCUCAUGAGAAGAAGAGGAGUCCAUUCAGGUUUAGUGGUGAAGGGCGAGGAAGGUGCUCUGUCCAUGACAACAAGACUGCGAUCAGCAAGUGCAUCAAAAGGCCUUCCAGUGAACUACUGCUCAGGGUUCCGUUCAUUGAGCAAGGCAUCAGCUUCUGAGAUUGAUGGAGUUUCACGUGAGAGUUUCAAUCUAGAGGUUAAUGCUAAAGAUUACGGCUUUGAACCUACAGAUACUCCAAGAACCGACAGAUCAGUUUUGAGAAAUCUAGAGCUCGGGUUAUCGGCACUUCGUGGUGAAAAAGGACCAGCUUAUGACCGGAUUGUCUUGAAUGCUGGAAUUGUGGACCAUUUGCUGGGAUGUGAUGGCGCUGAUGAUAUAUCCACCGCACUGGAGAGAGCUAGAGAGGCCAUAGAUAGUGGCAAAGCCCUAAAGAGGCUUUUGAAUUACAUAAAGAUCUCACACGAAGUGAACUAAAAUUUAGCCCUAGCUGCAUUGAAGAUAAAGCCUGCAGUGAUGUGGUGUUCUUAGUCAUCUGGAAGCUGAUGUGGAAGAUCUAGACCGUCCAACUUAUAUAAAACA